Paramecium tetraurelia is the source of this 8928-nucleotide messenger RNA. RefSeq lists its product as uncharacterized. Gene Ontology annotation, biological process: calcium ion transport. NCBI's taxonomy places the organism in Eukaryota, Ciliophora, Oligohymenophorea, Peniculida, Parameciidae. The record is from RefSeq and is a predicted model, not a curated record. The transcript is spliced from 6 exons.
AUGAACAUUUCGUUUGUUGCAUAACAAUCUUGUAAGAAAGGUGUUGAACAUAUCAAAAUUGCCGCGCUUAAGAUAGCAUUUAGAAUACUUAAGCAAAACAAUCCUCAUUAAAUGGAUUUGAAUAGAUCGCCAACAUUAAUAUAACCAAUUAGCAUAUACUCUGGAAAAUAAUCAAGUCAGGAGGCUCAAAUAUAAUAAAGAGAGGAUUUUGAAUAAGAGUCUAAGAAAUCAAAAUAAUUGACAUUUCUUUAAACAAAAGUAAGAUCAUCAACGACUCCUUAAUAAGACAUUUUAAGAUAAUAAGAAAAUGAUGAGAUUUUAGACAAUGACGUAUCAGUGAAUUAAUCAGAAUAGAAAGAAGUCACAAAAUUAAAAAAGAAAUCAUUUAUUUAAAAUAGAGACCCAUAAUAAGAGCUAUAAAGCCAUAGAUAAUCAGAGCAUCCAUUUUUGAAAUUUGGUGAUGCAUUUGUUAUAAAAACAAACGUAACAAUGUCUGGGAAGUAAUCAGAUGUACUGUUCCAUGAAUUGAUAUUAAUAGGGAAUUUAAAAUAUUCAGGUUCAAUAAAUUGUGUGAAUAUGUCAAAUCAAGUCAUCAAUAAUCCAUAUUCCCAUUAGCAGAAAUGCUUUUUUACAAUUCGAAAUCCAAGGACAAUAAAAAAUGAUUAAAGUCACAUAUGUUAUGGUUAGCGGAUAGUGUUAGUGAAUAUAAAGUCUAAAUUGAGUGUGAUGAUUAACUUGGAUAUGCCGUCUUAAGAGAGAGGGUCAUUUUCUGUGAAUCUAUCAUCUCAAAUAGGACAUUAGAAUAUAUUAAGAAUAAUGCCUAGUUCGAGUGCAAAGAAAGUAGGAGAUAAAAUUUAGUACAAUGAUUAAUUAUUCUUUUAAUAAGAUUCAAAUAGGUAAUAUUAUUUAAAACUCGAGAAGGAUGAAUCCAGAUAUUCGAGCAAUAAAUUUAUUGAUAUCAAUGCAAGUGAUUGUCCUGACAGUUUUCAACUUCAUAAAGUAAAACAUUAUCAAAACAACAUUGUGUAAAUAAUUCAUUAACAAUCCUAAAUUGCUGUUGGAACAAGUGAAAAAUAGUUACAAUCAUUUAUUGCAAAUAAAACAGCUCUUAUUACGAGUGGAACUAAUGAUCAAUAGUAAUCACAAUAGGAAUCAUUUGCAUUAAGAACUCUAGAUCUUAACAAAUACUUAGUAUAAGACUACGAAGCAUUAUCUAGUAAUCUACUUAACUCAUAUACGUAUUUUGAGAUUCAGCCAAUUUAUCCAUUCACUGAAUAGUUGGAAUAACCUAAUGCUUGCAAACUAAAAUCUCUUUUCACACAAUAAUAUUUAACUGUAGACCCUAAUGAUGAGAAAAGAUUAAAACUGACAUCAGGAUAUGUUUAAGAUGACUAUAGUGUAUUUUACAUUAAUCCUGAAUAGACUGGUCAAUAAGAAUCUAAUGAAUAAAUAGUUAGCAUUUAAAGUGCCUUGGGAACUUAUUUAUGUUUAACUUAGAAUGCCAAAUUUUAAUUUUAGCAAGUUUAAACUGAUUAAUCUCCUCAACUAUUUUCAGUCAAAUCUAUUGAUGUUUAAUCGUCUAACAUUUUGGAGGACUUUAAUGAAAUUUAAAUGAGAAUUCUGAAUUUUCAUGUGUAUCUAUAAUAAUGGUCAAUAGUGUCAGAUAAGAGGAAAUAAAAUGAUGAUAUUGUAUUAUUUGAUUACUUGAAAUCUCUAUCAUAGAAGUCUUAAUUAGAACAAGAAGUGUAUCAUUUACAAUUAUAAUUGGAUAAUCUUAAUAGUCUUUUGACAAUUAAGCCGAAUGAGCAUGAGAUAAAUAAUAACAACUAAAUAAAUUAUGCCUAAAAAUAAAAAGUGAUGAGAGAAUAGAAAAUAUUGGAACUCUUAUUUUCAUUAUUGAAAUUAAUAGACAAUAUUGUCUUCACAUCUUAAAAAGUGUUCCGAGAGAAGGAUAGAAGUCGUCUCUAUAAAACAGAUCGCCCACUCCCAUCUCAGUAAUCAGCAUCUUAUGUUGCAUUCAAAGUCUUAGCAUCCAUGCCAAUUUAAAUAUAUAGAAUAAUCUUGUUAUCAAUUAAGAAUAACUAAAUUAAUAGAAGAAUUGCAUUGGACAAUGACGAAUUCUUAUGCUAAUAAAUAAGGAGUUAUGGCCCAUAAGUAGCUGCUAUUUUGAGAGAGGCAGUUCGAGAUUAGACUAAUAUUGACUUAGCAGAUUGGGUUAAAUUAUUGGAGCCACUUAAUGAAAUUGGAAAUAAUAUUUAUGACAUGACAAUUUACUUGAAAAUCAUUUCGAUUGCCAUGGUUGAUUCGAAUAAUCAAGGAAUAAUAAGAUAUCAAAAGAAAGUAUGCAAGGAAUUGUUUUCAUAAGGAAAAAGUGGGAAAACCAAAUUUCUAUGUUUAUUUAAUAUCACUCAAUCAAAACCAACCUUUACACUAUUCAGAGAAGAAGCUUUAGCAGAUUUUCUGAUAAAAAAUCCAUCUUUGUCAUAAUUACAUUUAAUUCGACCGUCUGAAAACAAUGAAAUUGAAUUAUUCUCUUUAGAAGAAUUGGGGGAAAAAAUACUAUAUAAGAAAUCUCUACUAUAAUUCCUGAGUUACUUAACUGCAUGUGUGAAUCUUUUGGCUCAUCUAUGUAAAGGCAGGAAUAAAAAAUGCAUGAAAAAAGUGAAACAACUUGGUAUCUCAUCCAAUCACAUCUAACAGGUCAUAAAAUCAACUUUAAUUCCAUUAUCUAUGAAAAAUAGUUAUCUAAAGUUGUAUGAAGUUUUAUACAUAGAUAUAGAUCCAUUUUUACCAAUAGAUUCUCAAACAUGUUUUAUUUGGGGUUAACUAUAAAUGGAAAAAGACAAAAAGAUAGCUCAAAUUUUCAAUCAUUAAGUCGAACCUACAGAGGUUGAAAGAGUUAUAAAGGAGUUUGAGGAUAAAAUGUUACCCUUACUUUUUGAAUUAUUAACUAUAGGGCAGAGCUUUUAGGAAGGAUUGAUUCAAGUUAAAAAGAAGAAAAUGUAUGUUCGCUUGCCUUCAAUGAGUUCUAAUUAGGUUUCGACUGAGAAGGUUGAAUAGAAAAGCAAGGUUUCAUAAAAAAUCAAAUUCUUAACGACUCUCUAUCAUUUAAUAUAUAAAAUCAUAAAGUUUGGAUAUUUAACAGAAGAACAAAUAUGUAACAUAGUCAAACCAAUGCUAUAAAUUUUUGUACCCUUUUUAUCUUUGAAGGAAAAGUUAGCGUUGGAAGUCAAAGAGAGUUGGCUAAAUGAAUUAAUCAGUAGUGCUCUUUCUUUACAAUAAUAAGGGUUAGUGGAUCUAAUUGAUGAACUAUUUUUUAACGCGGGACUCUUGUUUAAGUAGUAUUUCAUUAUUUAAUUGAAUGUGUAAAUAUAAGAAUUCAUUAAACAUUUUUAAAGAUCUCAUUAAACCUAUUGUCUUUAAUCAUUAGAUAAACUUAUAUUUGAAAUUAAAGAUAUCAUAAGUAGGAUGUAAUUGGGAGAAAACAAAAAUUUAAUUUUAGGUUCAUUAUUGGGGUUCUACUUCUCAAAUUUUCUAUUCCAAAGCAAGGGUUUCAAAAUAUGUUAUGAAGCAUUAAACUAAGGAGUAAAUCAAUAAUGGAUUUAAAAAUUAAAAUAAGUUGAAAUAAUCCUAGAAGGUGAAGAAACUGAAUUGUAUCAAUAGUUAACAGGGAAUUCAAGCGAAUCCAUAUUUUCACCUACUAAAUUAGAAUUAUUAAUUUAAUAAUUAGAGGAUUAGUAAAAAAAAAAUUAGGAAGGAGUAGUUUAAUAAAAAGAGGAUAAAAAUCAGGAAAUCGAGAACCUCUUAAAUAAGUUAAUUAAUAGAAUUAAAGAAUUUAAAAUGGAUUAAUUCUAAUUAAAAAAAACCUAAAAUAUACUCAGAAAUUUAGGAGUACAUAAAUAAAUUCUUAGAUUGCUUAAAGUCUUUAAAGAGUUUAAUCCUACAUAGUAAAUCUGCAUAAACUUAUUGUGCUUGUUUUUAAUUAAUAAUAAAUUAAAUUGUGAAGAAAUAUAAGAUGAUAUCUUCAUUAUCAUAAAACUAGGAGCAAAUAAUAUUAAGGUGUCAAAAUUAGUUGGAGUGUUUUGUUAGAGUAUGGUAGAAAAAUAAAGUUUAAUAUAAUAAUUAGUCAAAUGCAUCUUCAGCACUAUGUAUGAGUACAAAUCAAGUUGUCAAUAGUUUUAUUAUGCUAUGUUGUCCAUUUUACAAAACAAAUAAAUUUCACCUGAGAGAUUGACUAUCAUAAAAAGGGAAAUAUUAAGUAAUUUAUUUAAAGUGCCUAACUUCAUUAAUGAACUUUAAUACUACAAACAAUUUAAUGAAAUUAAGAAUUAGAAUGAUGAAUAAUCAUUUUAUGGAUUGGAUUAUUAAAUAUUUUCAGCCUCAAAUUCAUUAACAGCCUAAGUCAUAAAAGAUUAUCCCUUAGGAGUUCAACAGAUCCAAGGUAUUUUAUUUACUGAAUAAAUUAAUUAAAUGAUACACAAUCCUGGAACCUCAUAUCUAAUGAAAUCAGAAUUAAUCAAAUUGGUUUAUGCCACUUAAAUUCAAACGAACCAUACUUUUUCUAUGCAAGAUAUGAGAGAACUGUUAUUGCUGAUAUUAAAUGACUUAUUGGCAUUUCCUAAAUAUCUGGAUGGGUUAGUAAAGACAUUUGAAUCAAAUUCUCCUGAGGAUAAGGAAAAUAUGAGAUAGGAUAUAUUCUAAAUAGAAUAUAUGAAGGACAAGUUAUUUUAGGAUACAGAGGAGAAAAAAAAGAACUUAUUAAAUUCAACUCUUGGAUUAACAAAUCAAAAUACUGCUGCCUAAUUAUAAUAAUAAUAAAUUAAUGAACAAAAGAGAAUUGUGAAUGAUUACACUGAAUAUUGGAAAUAUGUAUUAGCAAUUUCAAAUUGGUAGAAUAUUCAAUUUGGUGUUUUAACACUACUCUAGCAAUUAUUCAAUGAAAUAUAAAUCAGAAAAUGGAAUAUAUCUGAAAACUAACACAAUUAAUAAGCAUUUCAAAGUGAGUAAAUGAAUUAGGUAGUGGAAGAUUCUCUUUAUGAACCUUUGGCAUUAAUUAAAUUAAUUUUAGAAAGCAUGAGACAAACCUUGGUAAUUCUUGAAAUCUAAUUACUUACUCCAAAGUUUAGAGUGUAUUUGGCUUAGAUUUAAUUCUUUCUAUCAAAAUGCUUAACUCAAUGUCCCUUGGAUUCUAAUCUAAAGCACUUUAAAACAAUCAAAUAUGCCCAAGAACACAAAACUUAAAGAGCUAUCAAAAUGUAAAUAAAGGAAUAUAAACAAAGAAUGAAUUAGAAAUUUUCAUAAGAAGACCUUAAAAAACAUUUAUAUUAAUUUUAUGAGAAAUUAAGGAGAUAUAUGAUGGACAAUCACCUAACAAUUAGCGAAAUGAUGGAUAAGAUAAGAGGUGAGUUUUCAUUUCAUUAGGAUUUGCAGAUUCAGGAAGGGGAAUACAGUGUUGAUAAUGGUGAUAAACUAGUGAGCAGAGAUAAAUUUUGUAGUUUAUUCAACUAUAUUUUGGAUGAACAUUUUGGAGUGUUGAUCAAAUUAAAAUAAUUAAAAGUUCUACCUGACUUAGAUUAGUAUCUAACAUUUUAAGAUGCAGUCAUAUAUUAUGAAACCCAUAUGUAAACAAAAGAGUCAUCAAAGAGUUUGCUGGACUUAAAUAAAUUCUAUUAAUAAUUGACAAAUUAUUUUGAGAGCCAAAAGGGGAAACUCAAUAAAUAAGAUCAAAAGGAAGCCCAAAGAAAAUAAACAUUGUAAUAAACAUAUUAUCAAUAAAAGUCCAUCUUCAUUCAAUAAACAUUUAAUUAAUUUAUUUAUUAAUUUGAUUUAUUGAUCAAUCCAGAUAAUGUAUAUAAUCUAUAUAGAUUGGAUAAAUUAUUAUUUGAGGAUUUGUAGGAAUAAUUUCUAUUGAAACUUCAGAGUGACGAAGAAGUCAUAUAUACAUUUUCAAGAUUAUUAAAAGAAGAAGCUAGCUAAGAUAAAUUUCUAGCCUUGCAUAUAUUAAAUGAAAUAUUGUAAAAAGAGUAGAGCAUUAUUGAGAAAGAAAAGCUGAUUCAUUUUGCAUUAAAAUAAAUUCCAUUUCUUAUGAUAUAUUUAGAGGAAAAUGAUAAUGAAUAUGCUUUACAUUGUAUUAAAAAAGUUCAAUUAACUUUAUCAAUAUUUGAAUAAAUAUAAAAAAUGGAUGAAGGAUAGUUGGGAAAUAUGUUCUCGAAUGAAAGUUGUUUAUCAUUUCAUAAAUUCAUUUCAAGAGCAUUUAAUCAAGUUGAUAGAUUGUUAAGUUUGGAGCAACAUUCAAAACAGGUUACUAAGUCAAAUCAAUAAGGAUUUUUUAUUAGUAGAGUGGAUAUUUAAAACGAAAGAAAUUAUUUACUUGGCCAAUUUUUUAAGAUUAUAAUUUCAAUCUUAAGAUUUAUUGGAAAAUUAAUCUUAUAUAUUGAUAGAUGUUGCUAGUUUUGCGACUCUAAUAAUCAAUAAGUUUUAAUAGAGGAGGUAUUAUAUUUUACAUCCAAUUUUUAUAAUUAUAUCAAUAGAUCAUAAUUAACACAUAUAUGUACUGAGCUGGACAUACUUACAUUAUAUUCUGAGUGUCUAAAAUGCUUAAAUAACUUUUGUGAAGGAAAUCCACAAAAUUAAUAUCUAGUUUUUAGCCAUAAACCAUUAAUUUCAAUCAUCUAAUUUAUUAUAACAACAUAAAAAUAUGAUAUUCUAGCAGAUAACUUAUAAGAUAAUACUUUUAGAGUAUUAUUUAAAUCAGCUAUUUAAUUACUAUUGUAAGUCAAAUUAGAGGUACAUUAUAGUUAUACAGACUUAAAUUUUUAAAUGCUAUUUGAGAAACUAUUAAAGAUAUAUGAAUAAUUUGCUCCAAGACUGAAUAUUGUUAUGUAAGGAUAGAAAUGCAAUCAUGUAGAUAAUAUUAAUUGCACAAACUUAAAAUGCUAAUCAAACUUCAUUGCUGUUGGAGAGGUUGAAGUAUUAGGAAUUUGCUUUGACUUAAUUAUUUUAUUUAACAUUUUGAGUGAAAACAUUGAAAGUAUAGGAAAUUUUGAUAAGAAGAAGGACUAUUGGUAGACGUUGCGGGAUAGAGUAAUUGGAGAUUAACCUAAUGAAUUGUCAUUAAACUAAAAGCAAAAUUUAAAUUUUCUAAGAAUUUUCAUUAGUAUGAAGAAUUUUGUGAAAUAACAAGAGUUCAAUUAAAAACGAGUGGAGUUAUUGAAGGAAUAUUUGAAUUCAAAUGAUUCUAUAAUUGCUUCUCUAGAUAUAAAAGACUUAAGGACACAACAAAAAAUAAAUGUGAAAAAGAAAUCGACGCCUUUGAAGACUCCCCCCUUGGUAAAUAAACAGUAUACAAUGUUUGGUGAUAAUUCAAGUCCGAAAAGCAAGUUUAAAGAAAGCAUUUACAAAAUAACAAAUAAAAAAUAGUUUGUUAAGUAGUCCUUAGAUGAAGCAAUACCAUUCAAAAAGUUUGAUGAACAAGAUCAGGUUAUAGACCCUGCAGAAAAAAGGGAGAGCAAAAUUGAAUAGAAAUUAGAAGUGAUUGCAAUAAAUUGGUUAGAGGGUGCUUAAUAUAAUAAUCAAAGAGACAUCAUUAAGAAAAAUAUGUGUAUGAAGAUGGCUGAGGCUAUUAACUUUUUUAGUAAGUAUGUAGGAUAAAUAUAAAUCAGCCAACAUGAUGAGAAUAAGUUAUUAUAUUUUAUUCUACCUUUUCAAUCCUUCUUUUUAUUACAACAAACUACCAAAAAGGCUAAGAUGUUAAGAAUGAAGAGAGGCAGGUAUGAAUAGUUAAAAACUAUGUCUGAGUAUUUCUAAAAAGAAGUAGCAUUUCGUUAAAAUAUUUCGAAGUAUCCAAAAUUGAAUUGGUUUUCAAUCAACAUUCAUUUGCUGAAGAUAUUAAAUUACUUGAUAGUGCUUACACUAAAUUUAUGUUAUCUGGGUGAUUUAUAACGAAAGGUAAACAGUUUCUUUUUUAAGAGUCAAACAAUCGAAAUUAUUGUUAUCGUUUUAACAAUCAUUUUGAUAUUGUCAUCUGCUUUCGUACUAAUGAUUGAAAUUAUAAAUCAAUAACCAUAUAUAGCAUUUAGAGUUGAUUAUUAUAGAGAUCAAAACUAGGAAGAUGUGAACUUAGGGUUGAAAGGGACAGAAAGUCUAAAUUAGAUUUAUCCGGAUCCUCAAAAACAAAAGAAAACGAAUCUGAAACGUAAAAUGAAGAUGCAUCAAUAUCUAAAUUAAAAUAGAAUACUAGCUUAAAUCUCAAAUGUUACUUUUCUGUAUCAUUUAACUUAUUUGAUCUUAGCCGCUUUGUCUUUUCUUGCUUCACCAUUCAUUUCAUUACUAUUAUUUGAUAUAGUAUCAAGAGUGAAUAGUUUAAGAAAAGUGUUAUCAUCAGUACUUGUUAACUUUUGGAAGAUUCUACUCAUACUGUAUCUGACUUUGAUUGUGAUCCAUUGUUAUUCAUUUCUAGCAUUUGUAGUUGAAGAUGCUGAAGUAUUUCAUGAAGAAGAUACUGCUCGAUUUUCAUUCAUAUCUAAAUUCUGGAAGUUCUUUGGGAAUGGAUUCAGACUACAAAAUUCCUUUAAUUCUGAAGAUGAAACUCAUGAUUGGGGUAAUUACAUAUUUGUUGUUACAUUGUUUAUGCUCAUAUUCAUAUUGUGUUUCGCCCUCAUCAUCAGUAUAAUUAGUGGGUAAUACUCUCAUAGCAACUCAUUGUCAAAAAAUCAAAAGAGCAAGUCUUGUAAAAUUUGUGGGAUAUCCUAUGAUUAAUGCAGAGAAAAAAAUAUUAGUUGGCAGGAGCAUAUUGAAAAAGAACAUAAAUUAUCUUCUUAUUUGUUUUUCUUGAUUUGUUUACAAUAAAAGAGGGAAUUAAAUUAUUUGGAGAGAGAAAUUGCUAAGAAAAUUCAACAAAAAGAUAUGUCUUGGUUACCGAAAAAAUGA